CGACGUCUUGCUCCUCAUCCACGACAAUCCUCCAUCCCUUUAUAGCCUUGGCCUGAAUACUUGCAUCGGUUUCGCCCCUUCUCUCUUCCCCAGCAGCACAAUGGCUGCCCGCCCUCAGCAACCCAGCCACGAGGGCGCAUACACCUCUCCCUCUCCACCCGCAGAUGCCCAGGAUCCCUUUGCGCAGCCAAGAUACUACGACGAAAACAGCGCAGAGUAUCCCUACAGGAGGAGAGACACCUACGGCUCAGACAGCUCCGCCGCUGGCCUCAACGACGGCGACAGGUACUACGACCACCCAGAGACCUACGGUCAACCCGACACAGACUCAGAACAUGACAUCUACGCACGCGGUGACCAGCCGUCCGCUGAAUCCCUCGGUACGAACCGCAUGGGAAUGUCCGACUCCACAACUCCUACCUGGGACUUCGGUGGCGGCGCACAGUACGGCGACCGCGAACCCUAUCCCGCCUGGAGCUCAGAGCGUCAGAUCCCUCUCUCCAAGGAAGAAAUCGAGGACAUUUUCCUCGACCUCCAGCAGAAGUUUGGCUUCCAGCGCGACUCCAUGCGGAACAUGUUUGACUUUACCAUGCAAUUGCUCGACAGUCGCGCUUCAAGAAUGUCUCCCAACCAGGCUCUUCUCACCCUUCAUGCAGACUACAUCGGCGGCCAACACUCUAACUAUCGUAAAUGGUACUUCGCCGCCCAACUCGACCUCGACGACGCCGUGGGCCAGACGCAGAACCCAGGCAUCAACCGGCUCAAGUCGACUAAGCGUCGCGGUCGUAACGCGCACGAGAAAUCACUUGGCAGCGCGCUCGACCGCUGGCGUCAGGCGAUGAACAAUAUGAGCCAGUACGACCGCAUGCGCCAGAUCGCCCUAUACCUCAUGUGUUGGGGCGAAGCUGCCCAAGUUCGCUUCACGCCCGAAUGUCUCUGCUUCAUCUUCAAGUGCGCAGACGACUACUACCGCUCAGCCGAGUGCCAGAGCCGUGUCGACCCUGUGCCCGAAGGCCUCUAUCUCCGCGCCGUCAUCAAGCCGCUUUAUCGUUUCAUUCGUGAUCAGGGUUAUGAGGUUUCAGAGGGCAAGUUCGUUCGGAGGGAGCGAGACCACGACCAGAUCAUCGGUUACGACGAUAUCAACCAGCUCUUCUGGUAUCCGGAGGGUAUCGCUCGUAUCGUUUGCACGGACAAGACUCGUCUUGUGGACGUUCCUCCUGCGCAGCGGUUUAUGCGGUUCGAUCGCAUCGACUGGAACCGCGCCUUUUUCAAGACGUACUACGAGAAGCGCUCGUUCGGUCACCUGCUCGUCAACUUCAACCGUAUCUGGGUCCUGCACGUAUCCCUCUACUGGUUCUACACGGCUUACAACUCCCCGAAGGUCUACCAACCCGCGAGCGGCAACUCGACGGCUUUGGCAUGGUCGUGCACCGCGCUCGGUGGUGCGGUCGCGACUCUGAUCAUGAUCGCCGCUACCCUCGCUGAAUUCUCCUACAUCCCUACGACAUGGAACAACACCUCGCAUCUCACUCGGCGAUUAAUCUUCCUUUUCGUCACUCUCGGUCUCACCGCCGGUCCUACCGUCUACGUCGCCAUCGCGGAAAACUCUUCGUCCAAGGGAGGUUCACUCGCGCUCAUCCUCGGUAUCGUCCAAUUCUUCAUCUCUGCCGUCGCCACGAUUCUGUUCGGUACCAUGCCCUCCGGUCGUAUGUUCGGUGAUCGCGUAGCGGGCAAGUCACGAAAAUAUCUGGCCAGUCAGACUUUCACCGCCAGCUACCCGAGCAUGUCGCGCGCCGCUCGUGCCUCUUCGCUCCUCCUCUGGUUCCUCGUCUUUGGCUGUAAAUUCACCGAGUCCUACUUCUUCUUGACGCUCUCCUUCCGUGACCCGAUCAGCGCCAUGGUCCAUAUGGUGGUACAGAACUGCGACGAGAAGUUGUUCGGGCAGGCGCUCUGUCAGAACCAGGCCAAGUUCACCCUCGCGAUUAUGUACGUUAUGGACCUCGUACUGUUCUUCCUCGACACUUUCCUCUGGUACAUCAUUUGGAACACGGUCUUCUCCAUCGCUCGGUCGUUCGCGCUUGGUCUCUCGAUUUGGACACCGUGGAGGGAUAUCUACGCGAGGUUGCCGAAGAGGAUUUAUUCGAAGAUCUUGGCUACGUCGGAGAUGGAGGUGAAGUAUAAGCCAAAGGUCCUAGUCUCCCAGAUCUGGAACGCCAUCAUCAUCUCAAUGUACCGCGAACAUCUCCUCUCCAUCGAACACGUUCAGAAGCUACUCUACCACCAGGUCGAUACCCCCGAUGGCAGGCGCAGUCUCCGCGCCCCGCCGUUCUUCGUCUCACAGACGGACAAGGGGUAUAAGGGCGACUUUUUCCCGGCCGGGAGCGAGGCAGAGCGCAGGAUCUCGUUCUUUGCGCAGAGUCUUACGACCGCUAUACCCGAGGCGCUUCCUGUGGAUGCUAUGCCUACGUUCACGGUGCUUACGCCGCAUUAUAGUGAGAAGAUCUUGUUGUCCCUCCGUGAGAUCAUCAAAGAGCCGGAUAUGCACAGUCGCGUCACGUUGCUUGAGUAUCUCAAGCAGCUCCACGGCGUCGAAUGGCAGAAUUUCGUCAAGGACACCAAGAUCCUCGCCGAGGAAUCCGACAUGUACGCCGGCAACAACCCGUUCAACGGUUCGGACGAGAAGACGCAGAAGACGGACGACCUUCCGUUCUACAUGAUCGGCUUCAAGAGCGCCGCCCCCGAAUUCACCCUCCGGACCCGUAUCUGGGCCUCCCUCCGCGCGCAGACCCUGUAUCGCACCGUGUCGGGCAUGAUGAACUACUCCAAGGCGAUCAAGCUGCUCUAUCGCGUCGAGAAUCCGGAAGUGGUGCAGAUGUUCGGUGGGAAUACGGAUAAGUUGGAACGUGAGCUGGAGAGGAUGGCGAGGCGGAAGUUCAAGUUCGUCGUUUCGAUGCAGAGGUACUCGAAGUUCAACAAGGAGGAGCACGAGAACGCGGAGUUUUUGUUGAGGGCGUAUCCAGAGUUGCAGAUCGCGUACCUCGAGGAAGAGCCGAGGAAGGAAGGCGGCGAUCCGAGGUUGUUUUCGGCGCUCAUUGAUGGACAUUCGGAGUUUAAUGCGCAGACUGGGGCGAGGAAACCGAAGUUUAGGAUUGAGCUGCCUGGGAACCCUAUCCUCGGCGAUGGAAAAUCGGACAACCAGAACCAUGCGAUCAUCUUUUAUCGGGGCGAGUACUUGCAGCUCAUCGACGCUAACCAGGAUAACUAUCUCGAGGAGUGUCUCAAGAUCCGGAAUGUCCUGGGCGAGUUCGAGGAGUAUACCGUUUCGAGCCAGAGUCCGUAUGCGACCUGGGGCCAGAAGGAGUUCAAUAAGGCCCCGGUGGCCAUCGUCGGCGCGCGCGAGUACAUCUUCUCGGAGAAUAUCGGUAUACUUGGAGAUAUCGCAGCAGGGAAGGAACAGACGUUCGGUACGCUCGCGGCGCGGUCUCUAGCCUGGAUCGGGGGCAAGCUGCACUACGGACAUCCGGAUUUCCUGAACGCGACGUUCAUGAACACCCGUGGCGGGAUCUCCAAAGCGCAGAAAGGCCUGCAUCUGAACGAGGAUAUCUAUGCGGGCAUGACGGCGUUCGGGCGGGGCGGGAGUAUCAAGCAUACGGAGUAUUAUCAGUGUGGCAAGGGGCGCGAUCUUGGGUUUGGGACGAUAUUGAAUUUCCAGACGAAGAUUGGGACGGGGAUGGGGGAGCAGAUGUUGAGCAGGGAGUAUUAUUAUCUUGGGACGCAGUUGCCGAUUGAUCGGUUCUUGACGUUUUAUUAUGGACAUCCCGGGUUCCAUAUCAAUAAUAUGUUGAUUAUAUUGAGCGUGCAGGUGUUUAUCGUCACUAUGGUGUUCCUCGGUACGCUGAACUCGUCGCUUACGAUCUGCAAGUAUACGAGUUCGGGCCAGCUCGUCGGUGGUCAGGGCGGAUGUUACAACCUCGUUCCGGUGUACGAGUGGAUCGACCGGUGUAUCAUCUCGAUUUUCUUGGUGUUCAUGAUCGCGUUCUUGCCUCUGUUCCUGCAAGAACUCGUCGAACGCGGUACCGGCCGAGCGAUCAUCCGUCUAGGCAAACAAUUCUCGUCCUUCUCCCCCGUCUUCGAGGUCUUCUCCACCCAGAUCUACACGCACUCCAUUCUGAACAACCUCACGUUCGGCGGGGCGCGGUACAUCGCCACCGGCCGUGGAUUCGCGACGUCCAGGAUCUCGUUCAGCAUCCUCUAUUCGCGUUUCGCCGGACCGAGCAUCUACUUUGGGAUGAGGACGCUGCUGAUGUUGCUCUAUGUGACGCUGUCGUUCUGGACGGGGUAUUUGAUUUAUUUCUGGAUUUCGAUUCUGGCGCUUUGUAUCGCGCCGUUCUUGUAUAACCCGCAUCAGUUCUCGUUUACGGACUUUAUUGUUGAUUAUCGCGAGUUCUUGCGUUGGAUGUCGCGCGGUAACUCGCGGUCGCACAACAACUCCUGGAUCGGCUACUGUCGUCUCUCGAGGACCAUGAUCACCGGUUACAAGAAGAAGAAGCUCGGGAAGCCGUCAGAGAAACUAUCGGGCGACGUCCCUCGUGCGGGCUGGCGCGCCGUCAUCGUCUCCGAAGUACUCUUCCCGAUCUGCAUGGCCAUCCUCUUCACGAUCGCGUACAUGUUCGUCAAAUCGUUCCCCGUCGACGGCAAGCAGCCCCCCGCCCCCCUCAUCCGCAUGGCGGUUGUGUCGAUCGGUCCGAUCGUGUGGAAUGCGGCGGUGUUGCUCGUGCUGUUUAUGGUGUCGUUGUUACUGGGCCCGAUGCUGGAGACGUGUUGUGCGAGGUUUGGGUCGGUUAUGGCGGCGUUGGCGCAUGGGUUGGGAGUCGUUGGUAUGGUCGGGUUCUUCGAGUUCUUCUGGUUCCUCGAGGCCUGGGAUACGUCCCACGCCGUGCUCGGUCUCAUUACUAUCAUCGCCAUCCAACGUGCAGUCCACAAAGUCCUCAUCUCCGUCUUCCUCUCCCGUGAGUUCAAGCACGACGAGACCAAUCGUGCGUGGUGGACGGGUAAAUGGUACGGUCGCGGCCUUGGGAACCAUGCGUUGUCGCAACCCGCGCGCGAGUUCAUCGUUAAGAUUAUCGAGUUGUCGCUUUGGAGUUCAGACUUUAUUUUGGGGCAUUUCUUGAUGUUCAUGAUGUCGCCGCCGUUGCUUAUUCCGUAUAUUGAUCGUUUGCAUUCUGUUACGCUUUUCUGGCUCCGUCCGUCGAAGCAGAUUCGGGCACCGAUUUACAAUAUCAAAGUGCGGAAACAACGCCGUGCGAUCCUCAUAAAAUAUAUUCCUCUCUACAUCGUCGCCAUCGCCAUCUUUGUGGCUUUGGUCGCCACUCCUCCCAUUCUGCGUUCUCAGCUCGACUUCACGUGCAGUAUCUGUGACUCCCUGUAAUUCUUGGACAAUCGUCUCGCCAUAUUUCUUUUCUCUCUUCUCGUCCUUGUUUCGCCUUUCGUCAUCUUUAGUAGUCUCGGUUUACCCCCAUCCCAUCAUAACACCUACUCCCUCACGUCGCGCUAGAUACCAUCCUUCCAACCCAAUUACCUCUCUAUCUCUAUCCCUCACCCGUCCAUUCACUUCCUCUCCACCCGUACCCCCGUUAAUCCGAUGUCCGUUGUAUGUGAUGUGCUCCGUCUUGAUUUCUGUUCCGCCUCUCGUCACCGACGCCACCGCUCCUCGUUCACCUCUAAUGACGAUUUUGUUCCUCUUUAUUCCAUGACGAACGCUUUUUUUCUUUUCUUUACCUACCUGUCUUCUAGUCCCGUCCGUGUCCGUACACGACCGACUGUAACAAUCAGCGUUUGCGUUUCCUAUUACUUUCCUCCCUCACCCCUCCUGUCGUUCUUGUUCGGAUUAGUAUCAGUGAUGCAUGUCAGCCAGUUGUUCGUUUGUCUGUCUAUUUGUCCGUCCGUCAGUCCGCCCUCUAUCUACUUCUCCCGCCAUUUGUUUGUUUGCCGAACUCUUUACUUCGGACUCGUUUUGCCAGUGAACGUUAUGCGAUGGACUCUUUUUUGUUUGUUGGCUGCGAUCGUCCUGUACAUUUCCACCCCCUAGAGCAACGAUUGUCAUUCUUUUGAUUUUCUCCUCGUCUGUCCUUGACAAACCCUUGCCGUCGUUUUUUUGUCCUUGGCAUGUUCCUUCGUGUGCGGACGUGAUGCAUGCAUUUUAUUCUCGGACACGGUAGGCGUGAUAAUCCAUAGGUACAUACACACACCCCAUCGGACUACUCGAAUACUAUUCCAGUUUAGUU
Messenger RNA from Stereum hirsutum FP-91666 SS1, 6284 nucleotides. RefSeq names its product 1-3-beta-glucan synthase. Gene Ontology annotation, biological process: (1->3)-beta-D-glucan biosynthetic process; fungal-type cell wall polysaccharide biosynthetic process. Gene Ontology annotation, molecular function: 1,3-beta-D-glucan synthase activity. NCBI's taxonomy places the organism in Eukaryota, Fungi, Basidiomycota, Agaricomycetes, Russulales, Stereaceae. The record is from RefSeq and is a predicted model, not a curated record. Gene Ontology annotation, cellular component: plasma membrane; 1,3-beta-D-glucan synthase complex. The coding region runs from base 101 to 5428 and encodes 1775 amino acids. The transcript has 12 exons.